CGCACUCUUCCCUCCUUUUUAUAUCUUGCUCGACACCCCGGAAUAAUAAACAUAGAGGGUGUUCAUGAGGAAAUGGUGCACCACGCCCGUUCCUUGACAGGUUGCAACACCUGCCGUGCCCGUCAUCUCAAAUGUGACGAAACUCGACCAAGGUGCGAGAUGUGCCAGGCCACUGGGCUUGCAUGUCCCGGCUACAGCCCUCAGGUCAAAUGGCCUGGCGACGCGGCGAACAUGAAGAGUCCCGAAAGCGUAGAUCGUGUCUUUCGUCGGCCGCUAUAUCAAGGUUCGAUGCCCACAUCCGGCAAUGAGAAUGCGGUCUAUUGACGGAUGACCAGUGGUUGAACAAGAAUCCAUGACACGGAUCACAGUCAGAAGCCUGGGAAAGCAAUCGGUCAAUGCCGCAUUGGACAGUCUUGAUCACACCCGCUCUGGUCCCGGUCUGUUUCACGGACCGUUUGGGGUUCUGGAUUUGAUGCAAGACAACCGGCCUCCCACUCCGCAGCACGAAGCCUUGGAGCACGGUCAUUCUCCACGUCGUGAAGAUGUAGAGGAUUGUUUGGCAGCUGGAAUCGAUCUGGCCGGCCCAGAGGCUGACUUGGGAUAUAUGCCAGUCAACCGACAACCUCUUGGGCUCACGCCACCAGCUACGGAGAGGACAGAUGAAGAUGAAGAUAUCCGCCCGUUGCAACCGAGACUCUCGCCCACGCUGUCCGCUCCACCACCACAUCCUCGCCUGUCCCCGCCAGAUGUUCCACCACAGGCGCCCGAGCUCCUUCGUCACUUCAAAGACCAUGUCAUUUCGUUUUCUUAUCCGUUACGGGGCAACCCAAACUGCCCAUGGCACAAUAUCCAUCUUCCUACCGCCAUGGCAACUUACGCCGAGUUACUCGUCAGCCAAAGGGCCAGCCAUACAGGUCUGUCUCUUUUCCACUCGCUUCUGGCCGCGAGCUGUCUUCAUCGCUCAAUGCGAUCUCGAGAUUCAUCCGAUUAUGACACGCUGCGGGCGUCAACCCAGCGAAUUGCUAGCCAGCACCUUUAUGUUGCCUUGGAAGAAGAGGCCACGGGUAGAAACCCGGUGGAAUAUAAGGAACUACUAAUGGCCAUCUUGUCGAUGGUUUUUCUCGAGAUUUCCUCAGGGCUCUACAACAAUGCUCAAAAGCUCUUGUUAGAAGCCGAAUGUUUGAUUCGACGACGGGGACUCCCCGAGUCUCGCAAAUCAUCUAGAGUUCGGGCUCUACACCAUGUGUAUACCUGGACUCGCAUCAUGUCAGAAAGCACCUGUGGAUGCGCGCUCGUCAGCGUUUGUCCGGCGCGGCCAAGCUCCAGUCUCUUAUCUGACGGAGCGUCAAAGCGGACCCUGCGAAGUUUUCGGUUGUCUGACGCUGCGUCGUUGACCGAUCUUGACACGCGUAUUGAAAAGAACAAUGCAGUCGGCCAUCAGGACAUACAUCUAGAGGUGAUGGGGCUUUGGAAUGAUACUCUGUUCCCGGAUAUGUACGGGGUGCCGGAAUCUUUGAUAGGUCUCUUGUCGCAGGCCAUCCGUCUAGCCAAUGAACAGGAGCUUUUGUAUCGGGACCCCGUCGCCGACCCCGACCUAGUUGUCAAUCUCAGCAAACGGACAAAGACUCUAGAGUACCAGAUACUUUCCUGGGAUAAGAGGCAGCCUUCGCUACCUUUUUCGCCCUGCUCGAGCGGCGCGGAAAGCGACAGCGGAAGUCGACUAACAGCAUGCUACAAUUCGUUUGCCAUGCAUCAAAGUCUGAUCCUUUUCUACUAUCGACGUGUCCACAACGUCAACGCUUUCAUCCUCCAGGAAACUGUGCAAAAGGCCAUUCGAUUCAUAGAGCAAGCAUGCAGCUCCAACCAAAAAGAGGAGUACAACUCGUCGUUAAUUUGGCCCUGUUUUAUCGCAGCAUGUGAGGCUAUUGACAGCACACUGCAGGCCCGUUUUCUACAUUGGCUGUAUGACAUGUUGGACCGAACCGCUGUCAAUACUUUUGCUACUGCUGCCAAGGUCGCCCAACAGGUGUGGAAAGCCCGGCAAGAGACAGAAGACUAUACAAUCAGUUGGUUUGACGUCCUAGGACAUGACCGAUGCCCAAUCAUUGUAGUAUAGAGAGUGACUUUUACCUGGUAGAUCCUCGACCUUCUAUUCAGUGUGAAUGCAUGACGUCAAGGAUCUUCAUCGGGUCGAUAACACGGGCGAUUGCAUCUGGAGACGGGGAUACUGGAUUUCAAGUACCUGUGAUUUCACCCGCGUUAAG
This is a messenger RNA of Aspergillus wentii DTO 134E9, 2264 nucleotides long. Its product is annotated as fungal specific transcription factor domain-containing protein. NCBI's taxonomy places the organism in Eukaryota, Fungi, Ascomycota, Eurotiomycetes, Eurotiales, Aspergillaceae. Gene Ontology annotation, cellular component: nucleus. The record is from RefSeq and is a predicted model, not a curated record. Bases 353 to 2116 code for a protein of 587 amino acids. The transcript has 2 exons. Gene Ontology annotation, biological process: positive regulation of transcription by RNA polymerase II. Gene Ontology annotation, molecular function: transcription cis-regulatory region binding; DNA-binding transcription factor activity.